Molecule: messenger RNA, 543 nt
Organism: Rangifer tarandus platyrhynchus (Svalbard reindeer)
Lineage: Eukaryota; Metazoa; Chordata; Mammalia; Artiodactyla; Cervidae
Source: the annotation of a GenBank genome assembly
AUGACCGCUCCAGGCUUCACGAUCUGGAGCUCUGCUUCAGUAGUUGGGGCGGAAGUACUAAAAAUCAGAAUCUGCGUUUGCUCCUUGAGCAAGAAUCACCAGCCACGAGUCCUCUACACCAGUUUUGCAAAAUGCGGGCCACAAGACACCUGCAGCCCAAUGUGCGAGAGUAGCAGAAACAUGCUGAUUUCGUGGAGCCCCACCCUAGAACCCGAAUACCUAGGGGUGUGGUUCCGGAGUCUGCAUUUCCCCGCAGCUCUCCAGGUGGCUCCCGCCUUUGGCGCUCAGAACUUUGAGACGAGUGGAGCCCCGCCCCGCCGGGGCGGGGCGCGGCCCAGCGCCGCGCUCUCCGCCUGCGCUAACCCAGACCGAAAGCACGCAACCCGGCGGCCUCGAACGGCCAAAUCUCGUGUACGCUCCCGCACCGCGGGAACUAGGCGCCGGCUUCUGGCCCGCUCCUUGGCGCAGCGGUCUGCGCGCAUGCGUGCGCGCGCGCCGCGCCUUUCCUCACGCCGCGCCUUCCGCUGCCCUGGUUACCGUUAG